Toxorhynchites rutilus septentrionalis is the source of this 1981-nucleotide messenger RNA. Its product is annotated as leucine carboxyl methyltransferase 1. Gene Ontology annotation, cellular component: cytosol. The transcript has 5 exons. Gene Ontology annotation, biological process: C-terminal protein methylation. Lineage: Eukaryota; Metazoa; Arthropoda; Insecta; Diptera; Culicidae. The coding region runs from base 163 to 1146 and encodes 327 amino acids. Gene Ontology annotation, molecular function: protein C-terminal leucine carboxyl O-methyltransferase activity. The record is from RefSeq and is a predicted model, not a curated record.
CAGGCGGUUGCUGUCAAAACAAAGAAAAGAGUUCACAAGAAUCGAAGGUCGCUGCAGUGAAAAACGGCAAAAUAGGCAGCUAACUCGUAUCGUACUCAAGUGCAAACCUUUAUCUGGUGUUGUGCCUGGACGCAAUCGCCAAAGAUACGACCGGAAGAACCGAUGGAGUCCCAAGCGUUUCAUCCUUGCGACGAGGCGGUCAUCGCGACUAACGAUGACGCGAGCAACUGCAAGCGAUCUGCCGUCAAAAUGGGCUACUGGAAGGACGAGUUCUUAGGCUACUUCGUGCGAAGUCCGGACCGCAAGGCACCGGAAAUAAACAGGGGCUACUAUGCACGGGUGAAGGGCAUCGAGAUGUGCAUCGAAAAGUUUUUCAAGAAAACCGGCGACAAGUGCCAAAUUAUCAACAUGGGUUGCGGCUUCGAUACGUUGUACUGGAGACUGCGAGAAUCCGGCCACAUGAUCACGAACUUUGUGGAACUCGAUUUUCCGGCAGUAACCUCGCGAAAGUGCUAUCAAAUCAAGCGUAAUAAAAUCUUGCUGGAGAAAAUUCACGUGGAGGAUGGCGAAGUGCGGCUAAGCCCAACGGAUCUCCACUCGACGAAUUACCAUAUUGUGGGUGUGGAUCUACGUAACAUCGAUGAGGUUGCGCAAAAGUUGCAACAUUCGGAGGUUGAUUACAGCAUCCCAACAAUCUUUCUGGCUGAGUGUGUCCUGGUAUACAUCGAGCCACAGAAUAGCAGCAAUUUGCUCAAGUGGCUCGCCUCCAAUUUCCAGUCCGCCGUGUUCGUCAACUACGAACAGGUCAACAUGAACGACCGCUUCGGUGAAGUUAUGCUGAAUAAUUUGAGACAACGAGGCUGCAGUUUGGCCGGAGUGGAGUUCUGCGUUUCGUUAGAGACACAGAUUUCCAGGUUUUUGAGUUGCAACUGGCAUGGAGCACGCGCGUGGGAUAUGGUGCAAAUUUACAGCAGUAUCCCGGCUGCCGAUCGCGCUCGUAUCGAGCGAAUUGAGAUGUUGGAUGAAGCAGAAUUAUUGAUGCAACUAUUCCAGCAUUACUGUAUUUCGGUGGCCUGGAUAGGUGAUCUCUUCCAAGAUAUUGAAAUCACCGUGGAAAAACGACUGUCAUCAUUAAACAUUGACUAAUCACAGAUGUUCAAUGCAUCCCUACUAUUCACGAUGUGUUGGCAAACACUCAACGUAUUUAUUUGUUUCCUAUUUGAUUUUAUUUAGUCCUUUAUCAACUACCUGAGCGAGUAACGUGAAAUUAAAACAAAAGUCUGUUAUUGUAAACCAUGUAGAACAUGUGUAACCUUGCUGUACUGUUGCAGAAUUUUGCGUUCUAAUUGUGGAAUUAUUUCUACCAAAAAUGUAAAGUUGUCAUUUACUUUCAAAGUCGAGCACAAAAACAAAUCAAAAAUAAAAGAUACCAAAAUGUUAAAAUAUCCUUGGUUUGAUCCCAUGCUGUUGCCUCACAAAUGUGGAGCACUGAUUGCCAACAAAAACUGUGCAAGACAUAUGACAAAAAACAAAAAUUCAAGUGUUGAAGUUGAACUAUUUAUCAGUGUAGUGUGAUGUUCUUACAACAACAACAAAUCAUAUAUAUAUUUAUCGAGAUAUGGUCGUACGAAAUAGAAACAUAUUUGUAAUAGAGGUGUUGCGAACUUAUUAUAUACACAUUAACUCUGAACCUCAAAACUUUUUUGGGACGGUCUGUAGAUAGAUUUUAACAAAUUAUUGAUUCUCCCAUCAGUAGUUCUCGAAGAGAAGUGGCAUUUGGAUCCGGACCGAACAGUCCGUGGAUCAAUCACCUCAUCCAUCACAUCACACCCACAUUGAUGACUGCAACCAUCCAAUAGUCACACAUGCACUCAUAUUUGAUGAUUCGAUUCUUUUGGGAUUCGUGUAACGUUUUAUCAAACUCUGUCAAAGACUUGUUGCCCUAAUCGUAACUAACGGAAAAUACAACUGUGAAAACUAA